Messenger RNA from Actinia tenebrosa (Australian red waratah sea anemone), 2024 nucleotides. Its product is annotated as vacuolar protein sorting-associated protein 26B. Gene Ontology annotation, biological process: intracellular protein transport. The record is from RefSeq and is a predicted model, not a curated record. Lineage: Eukaryota; Metazoa; Cnidaria; Anthozoa; Actiniaria; Actiniidae.
UAUCAGUAAAAACCGCGCAGGAAGUGUGGAGGCUGCCAUCUUGUACGACCAUCCAAAAUGAGCUUCUUUGGCUUUGGUCAGUCUGCAGAGAUCGAAAUUGAACUCGAUGGAGCUGAUAAACGCAAGCAAGUUGACGUGAAAAAUGAGGACGGGAAGAAGGAAAGAUUGUACUUGUACUACGAUGGAGAGAGCGUUACAGGAAAAGUCAAAGUCAACCUUAAAAACCCUGGAAAGAAACUAGAACACCAAGGCAUCAAGAUUGAGUUUAUUGGUCAAAUUGAACUGUUCUAUGACAGAGGGAACCAUCAUGAGUUUACUUCGCUUGUCAGAGAACUAGCCAGACCAGGAGAAUUAAUGCAAAAUGAAACCUUUGACUUUGAAUUUGUGAAUGUUGAGAAACCAUACGAGACAUACACGGGUGCAAAUGUUAGGCUCAGGUAUUUUCUUAGGGUUGCUAUAGUAAGACGGUUGUCGGACAUAUCAAAAGAAAUGGACCUUGCUGUACAUACAUUAUCUACCUACCCAGAGAUGAAUACCAGGUAUCACUUGAAGGAUGCCAUUGUAGGGAAAAUUUAUUUCCUUCUAGUAAGAAUCAAGAUCAAACAUAUGGAGCUGGCAAUAAUCAAAAGAGAAACCACUGGCACCGGUCCAAAUACUUACAAUGAAAACGAAACCAUUGCAAAAUAUGAAAUCAUGGAUGGUGCUCCAGUAAGAGGUGAAUCCAUCCCUAUCAGACUCUUCUUAGCAGGUUAUGAGUUAACACCAACAUUCAAAGAUGUCAAUAAAAAGUUUUCAGUAAGAUACUUUUUGAAUUUAGUUCUUGUUGACGAAGAAGAAAGACGAUACUUUAAACAGCAGGAAAUUAUUCUCUGGAGGAAAGGAGAAGUAAGAAAAAAGCUUCUUUCCUCUGAACACGCUAUGAAACAUUAUGAGAGCAAACCACAAGCACAAGUCAAGGAAGAAAGCAACCAUGCAGAUGCUGAAGAAUAGMUGGAAUAACUUUUUAUAGAAUUUGUUGUCGACAAAGGUAUCUUGGUAGUAUUCCCACAUUGCAGAUUUGUUAGCGAUAGAAAAAUUAUCUAGGAUCAAAUUGAUUUGCUUUGUUUAAUUUUACUAAUAAUGUCAACAUUGUAUGAUGGCUGUAUAUAUGUAGGGUCUAGUAUGUAGUUCUACAGAAAAUCCAUACCUCCUCAACUAACAUGGAAACUCUAUUAGCUGUACUAAGGUUGAGGAAAAAACUGGGUCUAGUUKGCAUUGCAGUGCAUUGUGGGACUUUUGGGGGACAAAAUAGAUGCCAUCUCAAAAAAAUGUCACCUAAAGCAGUCCAGCAAUGCAGUGCAUUGCCGACUCGACACAGUCUUUCYCUUAACCUUGGAAUGGCUAAUAGAGGUCUGCACCAUCAUGUGACGGCAGCCAUGUUAGAUGUUUAAAAAACUUGAUUUUCUUGUACUGCCAUCUAACAUGGCAACUGUACAAAAACUWUUCCUUGGAAGUUCUAUGACAACCUCUAAACCUUCUUCAAAUUGUCCCCAUUCCCUAGGAAUUCUAACCUCUCUCUUUCUGGGAGGUAAGAAUAGUUUUACAACUUCAUUCAAAUUAUGUCAGAUUUACAACCUCUUUGUCUCAACCUUUGUCUCGACCUGCUUAUACCAUUCCCCUCCUCUCACGCUGGGAAUUUUCUCAUGCUSUGUGGCAGUAGGAGGUAUGGAUAUUUUUUAAAGCUACAUUUAAUUGUUGGAGGGGUGCAGUGUAUUGAAUAGGGUACAGGAUAAGUCAAGGGACGUAUACAUUAUACCAUGUUCAACCUCAGUAUCCUCACCCAGGUUCCCCUCUUGAUAUCUUUUGAUAGGACGUUUGCAUGAUAGCCUUAUUUUUUACUACGACUACCGAAAAUGCUUCACGAAUUUCCUUUCUUUUUCUAAUUUGUAUUGCCUCAUGAGAAUAGUAAGACAAUAGUCCCCUUCACAGUUCCCUGCACCAUCUUGAAAGGUAGCCGUGCCUUUGCAUCCAAGCAAGACGAAUGG